Molecule: messenger RNA, 5388 nt
Organism: Scedosporium apiospermum
Lineage: Eukaryota; Fungi; Ascomycota; Sordariomycetes; Microascales; Microascaceae
Exons: 8
Coding region: 1-5388 (1795 amino acids)
Source: RefSeq, a predicted model, not a curated record
AUGCCUCCUCAUAUCAAAGCACGACGCGCGGUGACGUACGCUCCGGCGGAACAAAGAGUAUCUUCUCAGGGUAGCGAAAAGAAACGUUCCAAACUCAGACUCCCUUCGUGGAAAGGUUUUCUGCGAGUCGUGACCCUACGAGGUAAAAAGGCUCCGGCUCUUCCCAGGACAAUCCACGAGGAAGAGGAGUACGAUGAGUACUCCGAGGAAGAAAGGCCGUCGCGUCAUAGAACCCCGUCUUCAAAAUCGCGGGCUGCUUCCUCUUCGCAGAAGCGCUAUUCCAGUCGCCAUCAUAGCGACUUCACAGACGAGAGCGGGGACUCAAGCCAAGCGUAUUUCUCCGAUGAUGAUUACGAGGAGUCUCCUCCGGGACGCCACACAUCAUCUAUUCGCUCACGCAAGGAAGUUUACGGUGAGGGCCGUCGUCGAGUCCGUGGACGAGAGAGUGGUCGAUGUCAUAGUGGCCGGCAUGAGAGUGUCGCCCGACGUGCCAGUCAGGCAAGCAGCCGCCAGGUCUUCGGCCACACGCGUAGUAUCCAUGUUUGCUCGGACUGCGACCUUGUUCGUUCGCCUCAAUUCCAUCACAUCCAUGGUGGAGUUCAGCGUCGCAACUUUUGCACAAAGUGUCAGGUUGCCCGGCUCGAGGCCUUCAAGGACGAUCCGACCCGCGAGUUUGAGCAGUUUUGUUUCCACUGCGGUCAAGUUCGUUCAAAGGAGUUUCUCAAACUGAAGCCCGAGGCCCAGCACCGUGUCAUCGCGAACCUUUGUGAGGAGUGCAUUAUUCAUACCAAGGCACGCCAGCUCGGAUCCGAGUUGGAUGAGGAGGACGGCGAUCUUGAGUCUAUGCCUCCGUCACAAGUGUCGUUUCAAUCUAACAGCCCUGGCGACCGGGAUAAGAUGGGUAUCCUGCUUGAUGACGAGUUCUUCUCGGAUUCCCUCGUUGGUAAUGAAGAAGUAAUGCAGCGUUAUAAGCAGCUUUUCGUCCAUGGAUCCAAAUCGACUGAGGAGUUGCGGGAAUCUAAAGAGACUGCUGAUACUACGCCUAAGGCACACGGCAUCCUGAAGGAGAGUGGCCAACACUUCAAGUCCACUACUCAAUCGAAGGCCAGCAGCGCCACUCAUUCUCCGUCGACCGACGACGAUCUUGACUCCAGCCCCUUCCCUGGCCCCAUCAAGAAUCCCAAGUCUCGAGCUUCAAAUCCGACCAAGGUCUCAAAACAGGCCGUGGAAGAAGAUGAUGAAAUCCAGUCUGACAUCGACCCUAAGGAUAAGAAAGGUAAACAACCCGUCAGAGGCCAAGGUCUCAAGAUGUCCAAGACGUUCGCCUCAGCCCCUCAUGAGGAGUCGGACAUAAGCUCGGACGGUGACAGCGCCUCGACACUGGGAAAAACCAGCAAGAGUUAUUCCAAGGCUCGAGUGGUUGUUGGCAGGCGAGUUUCUUCGUCGAGCGUGGCCUACUCUUCCCCUAAGGGACGAACAUUCAGUGGCAGUCUAGCCCGUGGCAAAAGCAAAAGCACCCGGUCAAGUCGGCAGAGUACCCAUGGCGAAUCUAGCUCAUCCGGUCGCAAUGCGGGUGCUAGCAAGCCGAGCAGAAGCUCUUCCAAGCGUGGCAUAAGUGAUUCCACAUCUCAUGGAUCCAAUAUGCCCUCAAGCUCUGCGCCGGAGUAUGGCGGCUUUACUAACGGGCCUCAAUCCGAUCUCCCACGCGUCAGGGAUGGGUCUCUCAAUACCUCUAACUCUCGGUUCGACUCAGAUGUGCGCAUUUCGCAAGCCGAAACCGUCUCUAACCGUAACCAUCGUACCAGAAGCCGCGCACGCCCUGAGGCCUCUUUUACGGGCAAUAGUACGAUGCCGCCUUCUAUGCACCCCAACCGUGACUUUGACAUAGCGUCGUCAGCUUAUAAUUCCCGCCGCGGUGGCCCAGGAGGACAGUCUAGCGACUCUUGGUCUCGAUUCUUUUCAUUGAGCACUUUUGGGGAAGAUUAUCUCGAGCUCGGUGAAGACGCCAUCUUUCCACCUCCACGCACUGCCAUACCUUCUUCGAGUCGCCCUCACCCAAACGUCGACGAAGCCGAGCCCUUGUACGGUGAUGACCUUGGUUACGGAUAUAUGCAUACGAGUGUUCAGCCGAACCUGAAUCAUGGAUUGCGUCACGGACAUAGCAUGGCUCAGCCCUAUGCUCCUUCCCCAGCUGCCGGCGUCAGUUACCACCAGCCUGCCCAUAACGCUUUUAAUAUGGCAGGCGCUGCCGGCCCCAGUUCUUGGGGUGACCGCGAGCCCGAAGAGGCAUAUGAUGGCAUGUAUGAGGAAGGUGACGACGAUGGUCUCAACUACUGCUCUGACUUUGACCCGAACCAUAUCCCCAACCAUUCCGCCAAUUUUGGCAUGAAUCACGGCCAAAAUGGUGCCCCCGACCUUGGCAUGAAUCACGGCGCCGACUUUAGUGGCAUGAGCUAUGACCCUAAUGCCAUCCAUCACUUUGACCCCAGCUUUGAGCCUGACCACAAUCCUAAUCAUGGCAUGAACAAUGGGUCCAACCUCAACCCCAACGGCGGCCUGGACCGCGGCCAGGGUCGAGGGCAUAAUUGGGGUACCAAUUAUGGCCUCAACCACGGCGCGGGCUCCAGCAGCGAUCCCCAGUACCGCUUGGGCAAUGACGGCGACCUCGGUCCUACUACGCCAGUUCGUCAGACAGACAACGGUGACCGUGGUACCUUCCUACAUGCAACAGGCGCUGCUACCCCUCUCGAGGCGCAAAACUAUACCGCUGCCAACCGCGCCCAUAACAACGGCCAGGGACCUCGACCUCAAAACGACGGCGACAACCCUUUUACCUCUUCCUGGGCGCCCGCCUACACGAACGAGAGGGGAGAACCAGUUCCCUAUCCUUGGGACACCAGCUCGUUUGACGAGUGGGCCAGUCGGCCUGGGAACAGGGCUCGGAGCGCGCCUCGUGAUGGCCGCGACAUCCUAGGCAACCCCCAAGUCGCGGCGCCAGUCAAUCCAGAACCGGCAGAGUCAGCCUUCGGUGGCCCUUUGGGGUAUCCUCCUCCUGGGCUCGAUUCGGCGAACGGAUGGUACGAGGGAGCCCAUGAUCAGCGCGAUGGGGGAGGUGACGGACCUUCUGGUCUUGAAAUCGAGGAAAUGGAGGAUGGCUCCGAUUGCCAGCGGCAGUUGCUCCAAGCCAGCCAUACCCUUUGUCCUAUCCACCAUCGGGAAUAUAAGAAACUAAACAAGUCUUACAAGCUGAAGGAAAAGUCUUACAACAGUAUCAUCACGAAGGAGGGCGAGCCUGAUGCUAAGAAGAAGAUCGAGGCCAAGCUGGUAGCUGGGAAGGAAACGCUAGAGCUCAGGGACCAGGUUAACCGUCGGUUUUUCAACUUUUCCGCGCAGAACCGUGGCCACAUCAAAUGGAUAUUGAAGCUACAAUCCGAAGUCUAUCAUCUGGAACAGAAACUGGCAGUCUUGGGAACUGAGGGGUCCUCAAGCUCAUCGCAACCGAAACUGGUAGCCAGGGCAUCUAAAGAACCUGCGAGCUCAUCACAAGCAGCACAAGAGAUCCCGUAUACCGAGACCAAAGCCUACCGGUCCAUUCCUAACCCAGCAAUUCCACUGCCUGCGCCACACCGUCGCUCACCCGAUAACGACCCUAUUUUGGUCCUGAAACAAGCCAUAAAUGAAGUCUUGACAGCAAGGAUCGAGAAACUUUACUCGAUUGCCCCUUCUCUCAACGACGCGUCUCCCAUUGUCCUCGAUGAGGUGACCCAUGAGCUAAGGGAACCGGAUGAACGUGACUUCGUCAUCCGCUUCCUCUUCCGCGAGCUCCUCGUAUACAAAGCCGAUGCCGAUAUACUUUCCAAGGCCAGUCGCACAGAAAGUAUUGAUACUUUCCUUCGGGAGUCCUCAGGGGAGCAUGUCGAAUACUACCUCAACUUCUUCGAAGCUUUUCAAGAGGGACGGCGGGAUACAUUCCACCUCCUCCGUGAUGCCACCCUGGCUGCAUGUCACACAUAUGGAUCAGGGGAUCCCGGCGAUGGCCAUGUCCCAAGUUGGUACAUACCCGACGAAGAUGUCUCUCAGGAAUGUAAGCUGGCCGUGAUCCAGGGCUUCAUUGCGGUUACGAAAGGCUUUAACGAACCCGGCGAGGACUCGCCCGGGCCGGGACAGAGCAUUACCGAGGAGAGAGAGGUACGAUGCUAUCUCGUGGGAAGAAUGAGCAAGAAGGAUCCUUUCGCUCUACCGUUGGCACAGGAGUUGAGUGAAAGGAUUGCAUCGUUGGAGGUCCUAGUAUAUGACCAUGAGAAUGAGGGAGAUGGAGCCACUGGACUCAUACAAUCUUCCACUGCAGAGCCGAACCCGUGGAUCUCCCGGUCUCGAUCUGCGGCAACAGAAGAAGAACUAGGUUUACAGUCGUGGACAAUAGAACACUCCCUGGAGGGAAUACUCAGCGACCUCAAGCUCAUUUACCACCUAAGGGACAAGAAUAUGACUAGGGACUACUACGAGUUUAUCAUUAUUGACAGAUGCCCGGGAAAGAAAUUUAAUCUCCUCAAUAUUGAGGAGAUAUCGGGAAAGAAAUUUAAUCUCCUCAAUAUUGUGGCAGAUGUGUUACUUCAACUGAGGGGAGACCCGCCAUUCUACCAAGUUUUCCGUCAAGCUAUCCAACAACACGCUCCCGCCGAGGAACAAGCCCAAUAUUUGGAAGCAGUUGAGCAGAUGAGGCUCAACCAACGGGCUAUACUAAUCAAUCCCCACCAACACCUAGACCUAGAGUCACGCGGUGUUAUGACGCGAAUCGAAGACUACGAGAAACCGCAUACUUCUCCUAUUGUUAUUCAGGGGAUCGAUGGGCAGAAUGAUUUAUACUUCUGUUACGGCUUUGAGCCUCUAAAUGAGCAAGCCCUUCGUGGCAGUAUUCUUGACUUCGACCCUUCUACCAACAACCUCCCCGAGUUCGUCGAGGCCUACAAGCGUGCUCAUCCUCGCGCUGUGUUUGCCAAGGGGAGGAUCAAUGUCCACUACUGCGCGUGGCCAAUGCCGAUGCUUCCCGGACAGCGGUACUCUCGCCUGAACUUCUGCACAUAUGAGGGCCGUCUAUACAGGUGGAAGGCACUGCCAUUUGAUAUGCCUAUGUCCUCGCGUAUAUGGCAAAUAUUUCUAAAUCACGAGCUCAAUAGCAAGUUGCCGUUUGUGCGGAUUGUGCAGACGACGCUGGUGGUAUGUGCCGAAGACUAUGAUGGUGUGGAAUCUAGUCUUGAGGCGUUGUUUGAUAUUGGCAGGAAGCAUGGUUGGACAUUUUCUAUUCCGUCGUCGCCGGCGUCUUGGACGAGGGAUGUUAAGAGAUUGAAUCUCGAGACGUUGUGGGAGGGAGUGCGCCCAGCUUUGUGA